This is a messenger RNA of Papilio polytes (common Mormon), 1786 nucleotides long. RefSeq names its product protein TSSC1. Gene Ontology annotation, biological process: protein ubiquitination. Gene Ontology annotation, molecular function: protein binding. The transcript is spliced from 9 exons. The record is from RefSeq and is a predicted model, not a curated record. The coding region runs from base 115 to 1236 and encodes 373 amino acids. Lineage: Eukaryota; Metazoa; Arthropoda; Insecta; Lepidoptera; Papilionidae.
CAUAUAUGUUAAACGUCAGAUUUUUUAAAUAAAUUUUUUAGUUCAUCUUAUUCAAGAACUCUUGUACGUUGAAAUUCAGUUUAAAAACAACGAUAUAUUUUACACUGAUUUGUGAUGGAUGAAGGAAAUUCAAUUAUAUAUGGACUCGAACAUCAGACAAGAGCAUUAUCACCGCAGUAUGAGAGCGAUGCUAUUCGUUUUCUAAUCGGCACUCAGAGCCUGAAGCCACAGUCUAAUCAAGUACAUGUUGUUGAACUGGAAGAGGAUACUGGUGCUUUGCACACAAAGGUAUUCAAACAUGAUAUCGGUGAGAUCUGGCAUCUCCGCUGUUCACCACAUGAUGUUGCUACAUUACUCACCACACACAACACUUAUGAUCCAGAGACAUCGCAAUGCACUAUGGGAGUGUCUAUAUACAAGUUGCCCACUGUUGAGGUAAUACCAAAAGAUCUUGAUGACUUGAAUGCAAUGCAAGGCAGGAAUGCAGAGGAUAUGGAACUCCUCAGAACUAUAACACCUGAGAAACCAGAAGAAGAGAUCCGUUGUGCGGAAUGGCACCCAACAGAUGCUAGUCGUAUCGGCAUUGUAUAUGAGAGUGGUGUUACCGUUCAUGAUGUGAACACUGGAGCCCCACUGACGACUGCCACUCCAGAGGCGAAGUCCCGGCUCAAGUUCACCGGCGGUAAAUGGAACCCACAUCAGGGACAUUGUCAGUUUGCGGUGCUACAAGAUAUGCAUAUAAAAUGCUACGACACGAGAACUGACUGCAACAAGCCAUCUUGGACCAUAGACAACGCUCAUAGACAACUCGCCAGAGAUUUGGACUUUAAUCCUAACAGACAAUUCCAUUUGGCAAGUGCUGGAGAUGACGCAGCACUCAAUAUAUGGGACUAUAGGAAUGGAAAGGAGCCAAUAUUCAGUAGAACUGAUCAUUCUCAUUGGGUAUGGACAGUACGGUACAACACGUACCACGAACAGUUACUGCUGACAGGCAGCUCUGAUGCCCGAGCACUGCUCACUGCUGCAGCCAGCAUUUGUGAUACUGAUGAUGAUGGGAAGAAGCUCAGUCAGGUUUUGGAAGACGGCGUGCUACAAUCAUACGAGCAGCAUGAAGACUCCGUGUACUGCGCGGAGUGGAGCGCCGCGGAGCCCUGGACCUUCGCCUCGCUCAGCUACGACGCCCGCCUCGUGCUCUCCCGAGUGCCACGACACUUUAAAUACAAGAUACUACUCUGAUAAUAGUAAAAAGGUUAUAUCUAUACAUUAUAUUGUAUGGAGAUUAUUCUGUAAAAUAUAAGUAUCACUUAAGAAAUUUAAUCCUACCUUAUAUUAGAUAAAUGUGACAUUUUAGAUGCAUAGAUGGAUGUUUGUCAGGUGUCACCGGAGUGGCAUAAAUCUCGAAAUUUGUGGCAUAGAUAUAAAAAAUAGUGUCCAAGAACACAUAGGCUAGUAAAUAAGGUUUCUUUUUAAUUCUUUGCAGAGGAAGUCAUGUGAAAAACCUAAUUUAGUCUAAAUCAAUCAAAAAGUAAGUAACUUAUUAAAUCACUUGUAUUCAAGAAAAUCGUAAUUUAGUCAAGGAACUAAAUCUUGACACUCUUACAUUGCUAGGAGAGCGCUAGUGAGCUCAUAAAUUUGUUCAAUUUAUAUGCUUGUUGGUUGUUUUUUUCAUAUUAAUAUGUUUUAGAUAUCAAAUUAAACUUUUUUGUUGACAUUUAGGCGUAUUUGCAUAUUACCUGUAUACUCUAAUUAUAAAAUAGGAGAUAUUUAAGAGUAAAAUAGAUACAUA